UAUAGAUCUGGAGUCUGUAUACACUUUCACAUGGGUAUUUUAAAUACAGAGUACAGUAUGCCAAUUUGUUGGAGUUUGAAGGCCGAUAACUUAGAUAUUGUUACCUACUGCAGUACAAUAUACAAUUUGGUUUUAGAAGUAUAAAACUUGCUAAAUUGAUAUCUAGAAUAGACUAAAUAUCCAUAUACAGUAGAUCAGAAGAUGUAUGGGAUAUGUAAGAAAUUAUUAUUAUUUAACUGUUUUCAUUAAGAAUUUAACUUUAGUUAAUUGUUGCUUUUUAUGACACUUGAGACAAUCAAGUUAACUUUAAAUAAAUAUUUAAACUCUGUACCACACUAAAGAUAGUGAUGAUAAGUUCAAUUUAUAUGAAAAAGCAUCAGUUUCUACAAUUUCCUUUUCAACCUGUUAAUAAAAUAUUUAUGAAAUGUAUCUUCAAGGGCCACUUAGAUAUAUAGAUAAGGGCACUUUGGUGUAAUGGUUAAGAUACUGGAAUAGAAUCUGGGAGAAUCUAACCCUGCCUUAGGCAAAAAGCCAACUGAAAUAUUGUCUUAAUAAAUAACUUUAAAGUUAUACCUGAUUUUUGGUAUCCUAUGGCACAAAAUAUGGAUCCAAGGUAUUUCGUGAAUCUUCUCAACCUAUUGCUCUGGAACAAAAAAGGCUUUCCAAGUACAUCUUUACUCAAUCCUCAAAUCUGCCACGAGAAAGUUGGCUUUCAAAUAUCUAAUUCUGCACUGACAUAACAUAUUGAGGCAUGGCUAUUAUUGGAAGCAGAGUCCUAUUUCUUCAGAGCACUCUAUUGGCAAGGUUAAAGAUAGCAAUAUUAUAUGAGAAUGGAUAAACUUUCAGGAGGUUUAAUGAUACUUUUCUCACAAGGGAUUCCGACCUCUUUUGAAGUUUAUAUUCAUAUAGGAUUCAUUUCCAGUUUGCCCGAUAUCUUGAGGAGAUCCUGUUGGCUUUUCAUUCCAUUGUAUUCUCCUCGCCUAAACGCUAUCAAUAUCAGAUUCAACAGUCGGAGCUGUGAAACCCGGCUGUUCUUGGCGGAGGGUUGUUGACAGCUGACAGGAAAGUUUCCUGAAGUUCAGGAAAUCUCCCGCCAGCUUUGAUUGCCCUCGCGCUGGUCUCCGCGCUGCUGAGGGAGCGGAAGGGACGAGUCUAGCGCCCUAUUCCUCCGCCCAGGCCCCCGGGAGGCGAGCAUUGGGGAGAACGGGCCUUUGAGAAGACAGCUGGGCGGACUGCAAAGCGUCUCUCCAUGCGAAUGACCUUCAAAGCACUCGAAGCGUUCCUGCUGAAGAAAGACGCCGGGCGUUGCUCGUGUGGGAAACUCUCUUUGGGGCUGCCAAACGUUAUCCAUUGCGGGUGCUCAUUGCCAGCCUGGCCCGGCACUGCCCUCCUUCCUCUAGCCUGCAGGUGCGUAAAUGAGGAAGGAGCGGCUGGUGAGCCCGAGUUCUAGAAGAAGGAUCGAAAGGCGAGUCUCGCAGGAGAGCCCGCAGGUGACCCCACCGGCCGGGCAGGAGAUGAAACCCGGCGUAGAAGGUGGAGUAGAGGGCGUCCUUCGCCGGACCGCCUUCCUUCUCCCUCCCCCCACCCCCGCGUGACUUCUGUCUUCCCUGCAGGCGAUGAGGGCAGGACCACCAUCAUGCUGGAAUUGAACUGGUUUAGCGCAGGCGUUGCUUCCCUUUCCAGUUGAACGGAGAGUACCGGCCCCGCAACCGCUCAAUGGGUGCUGCUCAGGGGUGCCCGGGGAGUCCUGGGAUUGCCCUCUUGCUGCUCCUGAUGGCUGCCUUUGUGCAAUCUGUGGUAGCAGCCUCCGCCUCCGCCUCGGAAAAAGAGCCGAGCGAUCCGGCUGUCAUGCCAUCCAUCCAUCCCAAUCCCAGAGCAGGCACCUUGCAGGUGCCCGCUGAGACCCCUUUCGAGGAGACUAGGCUUCACGUCUUUACCUUGGAUUACCCGCACGUGCAAAUCCCCUUCGAAAUCACCCUCUGGAUCCUCCUGGCUUCCUUAGCCAAGAUCGGUUUUCAUCUCUACCACAAAUUGCCCCAGAUAGUUCCAGAAAGUUGUCUCCUUAUUGUGAUUGGACUGAUUUUAGGUGGAAUUAUAUUUGGGGUACAGGAAAAAUCUCCACCAGUGAUGAAGAGCGAUGUUUUUUUCUUAUAUCUUCUUCCUCCAAUUGUCCUUGAUGCUGGUUAUUUUAUGCCAACACGCCUCUUCUUUGAGAACUUUGGGACCAUUUUUUUGUAUGCUGUUGUGGGCACACUCUGGAAUUCUUUUGGCAUUGGCAUUUCCCUCUUUGCCAUUUGCCAGAUUGAGGCCUUUGGUUUGAGUGACAUCACUCUACUGCAGAGCCUGCUUUUUGGGAGUUUGAUUUCAGCUGUGGAUCCUGUGGCUGUGCUGGCUGUCUUUGAAAAUAUUCAUGUCAACGAGCAGCUGUAUAUCUUAGUUUUUGGAGAAUCUCUCUUAAAUGAUGCUGUAACUGUGGUCCUGUACAACUUGUUCAAAUCUUUUUGCCAGAUGCGUACAAUUGAGGCCAUUGACAUAUUUGCUGGAAUUGCUAAUUUUUUUGUAGUUGGCAUCGGUGGAGUUUUGAUUGGAAUCAUUCUUGGAUUUGUAGCAGCUUUUACUACUCGUUUCACCCAUAAAAUUCGAGUGAUUGAGCCACUGUUUGUCUUCUUAUACAGUUACCUCUCGUACAUAACAGCUGAAAUGUUUCACCUUUCAGGGAUUAUGGCGAUUACAGCAUGUGCUAUGACCAUGAAUAAAUACGUGGAGGAGAAUGUUUCUCAGAAGUCCUAUACUACUAUAAAAUAUUUCAUGAAAAUGCUGAGCAGUGUCAGUGAAACUCUUAUCUUUAUUUUCAUGGGAGUAUCUACAGUAGGAAAAAACCAUGAAUGGAACUGGGCCUUUGUUUGCUUCACUCUGCUAUUUUGUUUGAUUUGGCGUUCAUUAGGAGUGUUUGCAUUGACUCAGGUAAUAAAUGUAUUUCGGACAAUUCCUAUAACGUUUAAAGACCAGUUCAUUAUUGCCUAUGGAGGCCUCCGAGGAGCUAUAUGUUUUUCUCUGGUCUUCCUUCUUCCUUCUGCCGUAUUCCCUAGAAAGAAGCUUUUCAUUACUGCUGCUAUCGUAGUGAUAUUCUUUACCGUGUUCAUUCAGGGAAUGACAAUUCGCCCACUGGUGGAGUUUCUUGAUGUCAAAAGAGCAAAUAAGAAGCAACCAGCAGUUAGUGAAGAAAUCUACUGCCGGUUCUUCGAUCAUAUCAAGGCUGGUAUUGAAGAUGUGUGUGGACAUUGGGGUCACAACUUUUGGAGAGAUAAAUUUAUAAAAUUUGAUAAGAAGUACCUAAGAAGACUUUUAAUUAAGGAAAAACAACCAAAAUCAAGAAUUGUUGCUCUGUACAAGAAAUUGGAAAUAAAACAUGCCAUUGAAAUGGCAGAGAAUGGGAUGUUAAGCACAGUUCCAUCUCUAGCUUCUAUCAAUGAGCCUCAAGAGGGAGAAAAAAUAAAUACACCUUAUUCUGGCCAAAUGGAUAACAUAAGAGAGAUUUUAACAAAGAAUCUGUAUCAGAUACGGCAAAGAACUCCAUCAUAUAAUAGAUACAGUCUUGCUGAAGAUGCAAAUGAAAAGCAGGCCAAAGAAAUUUUGAUUCGUCGCCGACAUAGCCUAAGAGAGAGCAUUAGGAAGAGCAACAGUUUGUCAAGACCAGUGCACAUGAAAUCACCACGUUACUUAUCACUACCUAAAAAUACUAAACUUGCAGAGAAAACACGGAAAAGAAAUCAAUCCUCCUUUAAAGUAAGUGACAGCAGUGAUUCUGAAUCUGACCAUACCAUGGUGCUGAAUUUCAAAUCCCAAGCGGGAAAAAUUUUGAGAGAUCAAAGACUUCAUCAGCAACAAUGCAGAAUUGAAUGGAAGAAUGAAACAGACAAAGACAAUGGUGGUAUAGCGAGCUACCCUCAAGGAACAACAAGAGGCUUCCGGCAACCACUGUUGCCAAGGCCAGCAUUUGGCACAGUGAAUGAAGAAUCAGCUGAAGAUGACAGAUCAGUCAAGCCCCUGCCACCACCUCGAUUAGCCCGACAGGCAUCAAAAGCUGAAAGGCCAAGAGAUAAAUCUGAGAAUAACCAUAGCAAUAAUUACUAAACAGAUGCUAACACUCAACAGUACAUAUAGUAGACUAGCAUGAUGUAAAUGGCAGUAGGGCAAUUGGAUUCAUUCAAAACUUGGCCAUAGACUCGUGGGGGAUGGGUAGGAAGGAAAGAAAAUCUAAACAGAAAUCAAGUAGGAAGAAAUUCUUAGCUGCUCUGGGACCAAAUAAUGUAAAUUAUACAAUGAAGAUAACUUUGAUCAAUUAUAUAUUGUAUGCCUGACAUGUGAUUACUUUUCUUCAAGGGAAAGGCUACCAUAUCUGAACUGUAGAAAUCCAGACCAUCACUAGAGGGUAGCCCUAAACAAAGCCACAUUUUAAUUAGGAAUUGCACUAAAAUUUUCUUGUCCUAUUAAAAGAUAUCCAAUGUGCCAACGCACAGUUAGUAGCUACUUUAAAAAAGAUUCUGUAAGAACAAACAGGAUUAUCUUGAUUUGGAGAUACAAUCCUGUACAUGUACUCUGUAGGUUCAAAGGAGCUUACUUUUAGCUAAACAGGAAUAAAUUUUGCACAUUAUUAAAACUGCAUUGAACCACAAAGCCAACUAUAGCAGUUGUCAACUAUUUUCUUGGUAAUCUUUCACUCCUUACAUUCACUCCUCUGCUUUGUUAUUUCUUAUGAAUCACAUAUCUGUGCACGGAUAUUCAUAGGAGGUUAUAUGAAGGCUCCGUCCCUAUUGUAUGUUCAUAUGCAACAUGACCUGUACAAAUGGGGUAGAGGACGUGGAUCACAAUAGCACAAUGCUGCUUUCAUCAUUCUGCUCCUCUUGCCCCCACCAGAUAUAUUCAGAAGGUAUAAUCCUCAGUAAACCAUUGUGUACUGUUUCUGUCUAUAUUGUUUGUUAAUAAUAAUGCAUAGAUUAUUCUGUUCAUCAACUCAGGUCCAAAUUCUAAUAUUCUGUAGAAAUGUAAAUAAGACAACUUUUUUCCCAAUCAUCAUGCUUUUACUACAUUAAGUUAAUGGUCUUAAAGUUUGUUUAUUUAUUUAAACAUAUUGAAGUUAUUUUAAAAUUACAUGUAUCCCUAGAUAAAGAUUUUUUUUAAAAAAAGCAGCAAUAUAAUUAAAAAAAUCUUUGCUUUAAGACAAACAGGAGUGACUUUAAAAGCCCUGCUGCAAUGCUCUCUUAAAAUGCACAAUAAGUAAUGAUCUCUUUUCUUUGAAAAGUUUGCCAUUUAAAGAAAAAAAAUAAAAUGCAUUUAUCGUAUAUACUUACAUACAUUUAUUUAGUCACAAAUCAGAAGUGUUUUUUCUGAACAGUUAUUGGUCUUGAUAAUGUGCUCUUCUUGAUAGUACGCUAGAAAUAUAGACUUAAAUUAAUCAGAAUUUGCUAUACAAAUGAAAUUGUCCUACGGAUAGUAAAAAAAAAAUGCAAUGGGGCUUCAAAAUAUGAGAUGGUGAUAAAUUAUACUUUUGACUUAGGUGGCCCAAGCACAAUAAUAAUAUUGUGGUAUGUUGUUGUUUGAUGCUGUUGCUUUGCGCUGAAAUUCAGUUCAACAUUAAAUGGCUGAAAAAAA
Messenger RNA from Crotalus tigris (Tiger rattlesnake), 5652 nucleotides. Its product is annotated as sodium/hydrogen exchanger 2-like. The record is from RefSeq and is a predicted model, not a curated record. Gene Ontology annotation, molecular function: sodium:proton antiporter activity. Gene Ontology annotation, biological process: proton transmembrane transport; regulation of pH; sodium ion transport. The transcript is spliced from 12 exons. Gene Ontology annotation, cellular component: membrane. Bases 1717 to 4134 code for a protein of 805 amino acids. NCBI's taxonomy places the organism in Eukaryota, Metazoa, Chordata, Lepidosauria, Squamata, Viperidae.